AUGGAAUUCAGUGUGAUUUCAAGUUCCCACCUUCAGCCUAAUAUGAUCACCUGCGGGACGACGUACGGUGACCUCUAUGUCCUGGACGCCUUCAAGCCGUCAUACCAUCGCAUAGAUAUGGCUAUGGUAGGGCGGUUCGCUGCCUACACGGCGUUGGAGGGGCUGGAAUCGCAGCAGGACCAACCUGGCAUGACCUCUGCGGCGUCAUACAGGCGUGGCCACCACGCCGCCGAACAAAUCACCGUGGAGCGCUACAGCAAACUAUUCAGAAGCGGGGUAAGAUGCGUUGAGUUCCACCCUAGGCUGCCCUCCCUCAGCGCCGUAGGGCUGGACGACGGUUCGGUCCACCUGCUGUUUGUUGAGGGUGAGAAUUUGGUGAUCAAAAAGACCCUUCGUCUGUUCACCUUCAAUCAUCCAGUUGAUCAGCUAGAGUGGCUGUUGGUGAAGGGCGAUAAAACGGACGGCAAACCGAAUCUGCGCCCAACUUCAUUCGUCGACCGCAUCUGGAGGAUCCUCGCACGUGCGUCGUACCACUCUCUUCUAAUUGGCAGGGCGAGCAGGCACGUGAAGGUAGUGCGCGUCGAACGCAACCCGCGUGUGUUCAACUUCCCGAGUGUUGUUAAGGCACCGCGUGGCGUCGGAAAGGAUGAGCCACGUCAGGGCGUGCAGCAACCAAGGACCCCGGCUGACAGGAAAGGCGGAAAACAAAAGCUCGAUAAAUCGGAAGCGCAUGGCGAGUCCGGCAACGGCGAAACAGAGGGCGAAGUAGCAUCUGUCUCAGUGAUCAGGUGGCCGCAGCCGGGGUACUUCGAAGAGGAACUGGAGUACCCAACGCUGACCAACUUCUGCCUGGUACAGGAGGCGCUCGGUGUGGUGAUGCACCACGAAAACGGCGUAUAUAUGCAUAUAUACACACCAUUAGAGGUGGAGUCCAACCUUAAGUUUGCGGAGUUUGAAAAGCGAAUUCGUUUGCCCAUAAAGGGUGUUCCCACCGCCAUCCAAAUCAGCCCCAAGCAGUACAACCAGAUGCGUCGGUAUCUCGGUACGAAUAACGCGCACAUGUUCACUCUCAACGGAGAGAAGUGCCUGAAUGCGCUUGGGGAGUUCAUCGCAAUAGCGUCAGACGACGGAUGUGUGCACGUCACCUCAAUUUUACACAUCUACAACAGAGCCCGUGCCGCCGUGACUGCGGCUGCGGGUAAAACGAACAUCGCAAGUGCCACAAACGCCGGCUCAACGGAGGACACUGCAAAUGCAGCCGCAGACGCCUCUAAUAACGACCACGUUGGUCGCCGUUCAUCUCUUGAUGAGCGCAACGAAGCUGAGGUUACCGCAGACGACCGUGACGGCCACUCGGCACCCACGAACUGCGGUGACGCCGCUAGGUAUUUCGACGUCGAGAUGGCAUCGCUUAACGUCGGCUGCGUAGUGAAAUGCCUUAGGUGGGGACUCUUAUGGAAUGACUACGUGCGCCAACCACAUCUUGUUGCGCCCGACCAAUGCUGCUGCUCGGACGACAUCCGCUUCUUGCUCGCGGCACACACAGAGGAACACGUCGAGGUCUUGCAGCUGGCUAAAAACGGCGGCAUCUUGAGUCUGGAAAGCAGCGAGCACAUCGGCGUACAGGGAUCUGCGGUGCACUGGGUCGAGGACACCAUCCCCAACGACAUGACCCUGAUGAUCGCCACCAACAGCGGCCUCGAGCGGUUCACCUGGGAGCGUGCUCGCCGCACCAACGCGUAA
Babesia bigemina is the source of this 1743-nucleotide messenger RNA. RefSeq lists its product as hypothetical. The record is from RefSeq and is a predicted model, not a curated record. The transcript has a single exon. Gene Ontology annotation, molecular function: protein binding. NCBI's taxonomy places the organism in Eukaryota, Apicomplexa, Aconoidasida, Piroplasmida, Babesiidae. The coding region runs from base 1 to 1743 and encodes 580 amino acids.